CUUUGAGGAUAAUCAAGAAUACAAACGCUUCCAUCACUCCCAUGUCUUUAUAUAUAGCAUUGAAAGCCACUUCAACAUCUCAUCCAAAUCGCUUACUACUAACUCUUAAAUCUCAUCCUAACCUUUUCCAUUCUCAAUCCGUGAUGGGCAUGGUAUUUGGAAAGAUUGGUGUUGAGACACCGAAAUUUGAAGUGAUCAAAUCCACACAUGAAUAUGAAAUCCGCAAGUAUGCACCAUCUGUGGUGGCUGAAGUCACAUAUGAACCAUCACAGUUCAAGGGUAACAAAGAUGGUGGUUUCAUGGUUUUGGCCAAUUAUAUUGGCGCUUUAGGGAACCCCCAGAACACCAAGCCUGAAAAGAUUGCCAUGACUGCGCCAGUUAUAACGAAGGACACAAGUGUUUCUGGUGAAAAGGUUGCUAUGACAGCCCCAGUUGUGACAAAGGGUGGUGGUGGUGAUGGUGAAGAAGGGAAGAAUAAGAUGGUGACUAUGCAGUUCAUUUUGCCAGCCAUGUAUGGUAAAGCUGAGGAGGCUCCUAAGCCCAUUGAUGAGAGGGUUGUGAUCAGAGAAGAGGGUGAGAGGAAAUAUGGGGUGGUGAAGUUUGGAGGAGUGGCAACAGAGGAAGUGGUGAGGGAUAAGGUUGAGAGGCUAAGGAUUAGUUUGGAGAGUGAUGGGUUUAAGGUUAUUGGAGAUUUCUUGUUGGCUAGGUACAACCCACCUUGGACAGUACCUGCUUUCAGGACUAAUGAGGUUAUGAUACCAGUUGAAUGAACAUGGUGGAUGUUGUUUGAAGUUAUAGAUUUCAGUAACUUUCUGUUUGUUGGGUUCCUUUUCUUCUUCUUGAUGUUAAUGUUAAGAACUUUAGACCAUGUUGUAGAUUUUGUCGACUGUUAUUUUAUUCAAUUACACACAACAUAAUGGCAAAUGAAUGUUUUGAUAUGCCAGGUUUUUUUCUUGACUGUCU
Molecule: messenger RNA, 963 nt
Organism: Gastrolobium bilobum
Lineage: Eukaryota; Viridiplantae; Streptophyta; Magnoliopsida; Fabales; Fabaceae
Product: heme-binding-like protein At3g10130, chloroplastic
Exons: 1
Coding region: 42-770 (242 amino acids)
Source: RefSeq, a predicted model, not a curated record